This is a messenger RNA of Trifolium pratense (red clover), 1083 nucleotides long. Its product is annotated as (+)-neomenthol dehydrogenase-like. Gene Ontology annotation, molecular function: oxidoreductase activity, acting on the CH-OH group of donors, NAD or NADP as acceptor. Gene Ontology annotation, cellular component: membrane. The coding region runs from base 80 to 967 and encodes 295 amino acids. The record is from RefSeq and is a predicted model, not a curated record. NCBI's taxonomy places the organism in Eukaryota, Viridiplantae, Streptophyta, Magnoliopsida, Fabales, Fabaceae. The transcript is spliced from 5 exons.
CAGAUCAAAAAUAUCUUGUACCAUUCAUUUCACAACUGAUAAAAAAAGUAAGAAGAGCUUUAAAACAUACAUCUUCAACAUGGGAGAAGAAGCAAAAAUGUACAGGUAUGCACUAGUAACAGGAGCUAACAAGGGAAUUGGUUAUGGAAUAUGUAAGAAAUUAGCUUCAAGUGGUGUUAUGGUGGUGCUUACAGCAAGAAAUGAGAAAAGAGGUUUGGAUGCUGUAGAAAAAUUGAAAGAGUUAGGUCUCUCUGACUUUGUGGUUUUUCAUCAACUUGAUGUCACUGACCCUACAAGUGUUACUUCUUUAGCUGAAUUCAUGAAAACCCAAUUUGGAAAACUUGAUAUCUUGGUGAAUAAUGCUGGUGUUGCUGGAGGAAUACUGAAUAGAGAGAAUCUUCUUAGAAGAAAAAGGGGUGAAAUAUCCGAUUGGAAUAUAAUAGUGGUUCAAAAUUAUGAAUUAGCCAAAGAAUGUGUUGAAACAAACUUCAUUGGUGCAAAAAGAGUAACUGAAGCUCUACUUCCCCUGCUUCAACUAUCUACUUCUCCAAGGAUUGUCAAUGUCUCCUCUAGAGCUGGACAAUUGAAGUAUAUGCCAAAUGACAAGGCAAGAGAAGUGUUUGAAGACAUCAAAAGCCUAACAAACCAAAAACUCGAUGAAGUGCUUAGAGAAUUUCUGAAAGAUUACAAAGAAGAAGCAUUGGAAACUAAAAAUUGGCCAACUUUUCUUUCUGGUUACACAAUGGCAAAAACAGCUUUGAAUUCUUACACAAGAAUGCUAGCUACGAAGUUUCCUCAUUUUCGCGUAAAUUGUAUAUGCCCUGACUUUGUUAAGACUGAUAUUAAUGCGAAUACCGGCAUUAUAAGCGUCGAUGAAGGUGCAGAAUCUCCUGUGAAGCUAGCAUUGUUGCCAGAUGAUGGUCCAUCUGGUCUCUUUUUUUUAAGGGAUGAAGUUAUUUCCUUUUAAUCCAUAUGACUGCCCUUGCUUUUGGCAUAUUGCAUUUGUUGUUUAUGGUACUUGCAAAAGAUUUCUGAAUGUGAUUGCAUAAUAUAAUUGAGGCUAAAUUACUCUUUUGGUUCCUU